Lodderomyces beijingensis is the source of this 630-nucleotide messenger RNA. The record is from the annotation of a GenBank genome assembly. Lineage: Eukaryota; Fungi; Ascomycota; Pichiomycetes; Serinales; Debaryomycetaceae.
AUGUCAAAAGCACUAUGCUGUUAUGCAUUUGAAACUCUCGUAACUAAACUCGAGUUGGAGCCAGCGAAAUUGCCGCUCAAGGCCUACUUGAAAGCGCUUAAGGAAGAUCCCCAGGGUAUCCCCGAGUCCGCCCCGUUGUUCAUCACUUGGAGACAGCAUUCAGAUUUGAGGGGAUGCAUUGGGACUUUCAGUGCCAUGCCUAUUGAAUCCGGGGUUUCACGAUUCACCGUCAGUUCCGCUUUCCAGGACCCUCGAUUCCCGCCAAUUGAUCGGGCCGAAGCCCCCAAUUUGGAGGUCGAUGUCACGUUGUUGGAUAACUUCAGGCCCAUCAAGAACGCCGAGGACUGGACCAUUGGGUUGAAUGGAUUGAAGAUUUCAUUCGAUAUCGACGACGAGCAUUUUCUGGGCACGUUCCUUCCCUCGGUGGCGCAAGACGAAAACUGGGACAAAUUGACUACUUUGUACUAUUUGCUUCGGAAAGCGGGCUACGCUGUGGCCAAGGGCAAAGUGGCCGAUUUCUAUGCAAAGGGGUUGCAGGAAGAUUGGAUGAAGUUGACGAAAUACGAUGGGUUGAAGGCCCAUUUGGGUUACGACGAGUUUGUAAAGAUUAGAAACAAGAUACAGGGUUGA